Molecule: messenger RNA, 1123 nt
Organism: Plectropomus leopardus (leopard coralgrouper)
Lineage: Eukaryota; Metazoa; Chordata; Actinopteri; Perciformes; Serranidae
Product: ankyrin repeat and SOCS box protein 12-like
Biological process (GO): intracellular signal transduction
Molecular function (GO): protein binding
Source: RefSeq, a predicted model, not a curated record
CGACGACGAAGAAGAAGAACCAGGAAAAUGAAGAGGACAGCUGCUGACACAUCUUAGGUCCUAUGCUUCCGCUAAGGACCCCAGCAGAAGAAGAGAGUAGUAGUGAAAUUUCCCAGCUCAGACAGGCAGUGUUGGAAAACAAUGCCAGACUCCUUGAUGAGAUGCUCUGCCAAGAAGUCUACAAGAAAGUCAUCAACUGCAGAGGCGGCUGGGGCAUCGCCGGCACGCCUCUACACGCUGCCGUGUCCAAAGGUCAUCUCAGCUGUCUGCAGGUCCUGCUAGGCCACGGUGCUCUGGUAGACUGCGUGGAUGUCAAGGCUCAGACGCCUCUCUUCGCCGCCGUUCGUGGGAAAUACCUGGACUGUGUUUUAGCUCUCCUCGGAGCUGGAGCCAACCCCAACGGGAACUCAUCCAACAACUGCUCCCCCGUCCUCACUGCAGCUCGAGAGGGCGAUGUAGAGAUACUGAAGAAACUGCUUCAACACGGCGCCGAGGUGAACUCCCGCUCCAAGGUCCUGCUGUGGACUUCCAGGGCCAGGGUGUCUAGCGGGCCGCUGUACCUGGCUGCUGUUUACGGACACAUGGAGUGCUUCAAAAUGCUGCUCCUCUACGGGGCAGACCCAGAUUACAACUGCAUGGAUAAAAAGCUGCUGAGUUCCAUCAAGCAGCCCAAAACUGUGCUGGAGAUGUGCCUCAGGCAUGGCUGCGGCGUGGAGUACAUCCAGCUUCUGAUCGACUUCGGUGCAAACGUCUACCUCCCUACUCUGAUCAUCGAGAAGUCCACGAAGCAGAACGAGGCCGUAGAGCUGCUUCUGCACGAGAGAGGAAAUCCAAAGGCCUUGACUUCACAGUGCCGACUCGCUGUCCGAAGUUACCUUAAAAAGAUCAACAAGAUCCACUGUAUCGACCAGCUGGACAUGCCAACGAGUAUCAUUAACUUCUUGCAACACAAGCCAGUCCCAGUCCCUGUCCUGUAGCCAAAUGAGCUGAUGGCACGCUAUGUCAAUUUAUUUUUAUUUAACUCUGUGAACCACCUUUGUUUUAAAUUCUGUCUGUUCAUGCGCUGUUCUGGUAAGACUGAUUCUGAAGUCGAAGCAUUAAAUGUGUGGAUAAGUGGUGUGUA